AUUUGUACCCUCAACCUAAUUUUGGACUCUAUAAGGAUUGCACUACUUUGAAGAAUACAUACACAAGUACUUCUGAAAUAUUGAAUGACAAUGAAGACACUUUUUAUGUUCUAUGUGGUUUUGUUGCUUGUCUCAUUCUCUGUUAUACACAUUAAUCAUGCUUUGGAACUAGAUGAUGAAGAAAGUGGUGCAAUUCAAGAAAGAGCCCUUAUUCCCAGGCUAAAAUACACUGUCACUCCUGCUAGGAAGUUACUACAACUCCCUGAUAUUGGUGAUGGUACUGGUGAUGAUGGUGAUGUUGGUGGAAGUGAUGGUUCAGUUGGUAAUGGUAGCGAUGAUGGUACUGGUGGAAGUAGUGGCGAUGAUGGCAGUAGUAGUAAUAGUGGCAACGAUGGAGGUGAUGGCACGGACAACAGAAUAGGGCCGCCACCAACAUGUUCAAAAGACAUCAUACAAGUGAACCAAGGUGCAACAGCACCACUUCCUAGUGGCAUUCCCACAUACACAGUCAUAAUCGAGAAUGCGUGUUACUCAGGAAGUUGUAGCAUUUCCAACAUUCACAUGAGCUGUGGUUGGUUCAGUUCAGCACGGCUUAUAAAUCCGCGGGUUUUCAGAAGACUUAGCUAUAACGAUUGCCUUGUAAACAACGGAGAGCCUCUCACUGCUGGACAAUCACUCACUUUUCAAUAUGCUAAUACCUUCAAAUAUCCACUCUCUGUCUCUUCCAUUUCCUGCUAAAUAUCAGAUGGUACUGUUUGUAAAAAUCUACUUCCUUUCGGAUGUUUUCUUGGGCUAAGAUCAGUGUAAAAGUCCAAGAAUUUGUAGUCUUAGCUUGUGUAUGGUGUUAGUAACUUAGUUUUGUAAUUUAAUGUCAUCAAUGCAAAUAAGAAGUGUUUCGAGUUAAA
Capsicum annuum is the source of this 905-nucleotide messenger RNA. Its product is annotated as TPD1 protein homolog 1. The transcript has 4 exons. Gene Ontology annotation, biological process: cell fate determination. The record is from RefSeq and is a predicted model, not a curated record. Lineage: Eukaryota; Viridiplantae; Streptophyta; Magnoliopsida; Solanales; Solanaceae. The coding region runs from base 85 to 738 and encodes 217 amino acids.